AUGCCUGUGGCUGCUCGAUAUAUAUUUUUGACCGGCCUAUUUUUGCUAUCUGUAGCUAAUGUUGCUCUAGGUACUACAGAGGCUUGUUUGCCAGCUGGAGAGAAGAAAAAUGGUAUGACUAUAAACUUUUACCAAUAUUCCUUAAAAGAUUCAUCUACAUACUCAAAUCCGUCAUAUAUGGCCUAUGGUUAUGCUGAUGCAGAAAAACUGGGUUCUGUAAGUGGGCAAACAAAGCUUUCCAUCGAUUAUUCCAUCCCAUGUAAUGGCGCAUCAGAUACUUGUGCUUGUUCCGAUGAUGAUGCUACUGAAUAUAGCGCUUCCCAGGUUGUACCAGUGAAGCGUGGCGUUAAACUUUGUUCUGAUAAUACAACUCUUUCUUCUAAAACUGAGAAACGUGAAAAUGACGAUUGCGAUCAAGGCGCUGCCUACUGGAGUUCAGAUCUGUUCGGAUUCUACACAACACCCACCAACGUAACCGUGGAAAUGACAGGUUACUUUUUACCACCAAAAACUGGUACCUACACAUUUGGCUUCGCUACUGUGGAUGAUUCAGCAAUUUUAUCGGUUGGAGGUAAUGUUGCCUUUGAAUGUUGUAAACAGGAACAGCCUCCUAUCACAUCAACGGAUUUCACUAUUAACGGUAUUAAACCAUGGAACGCAGAUGCACCUACCGACAUAAAGGGGUCAACGUACAUGUACGCCGGUUACUAUUACCCGAUCAAAAUUGUUUAUUCAAAUGCUGUAUCCUGGGGUACGCUUCCUGUUAGUGUGGUAUUGCCAGAUGGUACUGAGGUUAAUGAUGAUUUUGAAGGAUAUGUUUUUUCUUUUGACGAUAAUGCUACUCAAGCUCACUGUUCCGUUCCAAACCCUGCUGAGCAUGCAAGAACUUGUGUAUCAUCUGCAACAUCUUCCUGGUCGUCCAGUGAAGUCUGUACAGAGUGUACCGAGACCGAGUCUACCAGUUAUGUGACACCAUAUGUCACUAGCUCUUCCUGGUCGUCCAGUGAAGUCUGUACAGAGUGCACCGAGACCGAGUCUACUAGCACCUCUACUCCAUAUGUCACCAGCUCUUCCUCGUCGUCCAGUGAAGUCUGUACGGAGUGCACCGAAACUGAGUCUACCAGUUAUGUGACACCAUAUGUCAGCUCGUCUACUGCUGCCGCAAACUACACUAGCUCAUUCUCAUCGUCCAGUGAAGUCUGUACAGAGUGCACCGAAACUGAGUCUACUAGCACCUCUACUCCAUAUGUCACUAGCUCUUCCUGGUCGUCCAGUGAAGUCUGUACAGAGUGCACCGAGACCGAGUCUACCAGUUAUGUGACACCAUAUGUCAGCUCGUCUACUGCUGCCGCAAACUACACUAGCUCAUUCUCAUCGUCCAGUGAAGUCUGUACAGAGUGCACCGAAACUGAGUCUACUAGCACCUCUACUCCAUAUGUCACUAGCUCUUCCUCGUCGUCCAGUGAAGUCUGUACAGAGUGCACCGAGACCGAGUCUACCAGUUAUGUGACACCAUAUGUCAGCUCGUCUACUGCUGCCGCAAACUACACUAGCUCUUUCUCAUCGUCCAGUGAAGUCUGUACAGAGUGCACCGAAACCGAGUCUACUAGCACCUCUACUCCAUAUGUCACCAGCUCUUCCUGGUCGUCCAGUGAAGUCUGUACAGAGUGCACCGAGACCGAGUCUACCAGUUAUGUGACACCAUAUGUCAGCUCGUCUACUGCUGCCGCAAACUACACUAGCUCAUUCUCAUCGUCCAGUGAAGUCUGUACAGAGUGCACCGAAACCGAGUCUACAAGCACAUCCACUCCAUAUGCAACCUCAUCUACUGGCACAGCUACUUCAUUUACCGCUUCAACUUCCAAUACCAUGACGUCUUUGGUCCAAACAGACACAACCGUUUCUUUCAGCCUAUCUUCAACUGUAAGCGAGCAUACCAACGCUCCAACUUCAUCUGUAGAGUCAAAUGCUAGUACUUUCAUAUCGUCAAAUAAAGGCAGCGUUAAAAGUUAUGUUACGUCAUCCAUACAUAGCAUUACGCCCAUGUAUCCUAGUAACCAAACCGUAACAUCUAGCUCUGUUGUCUCCACACCAAUUACUUCCGAAUCUUCUGAAUCCUCGGCCUCAGUUACCAUUCUACCCUCAACUAUCACUUCUGAAUUCAAACCAUCUACAAUGAAAACGAAGGUCGUUAGUAUCUCCUCAUCACCAACUAAUUUGAUUACCAGCUAUGACACUACAUCUAAGGAUUCAACUGUUGGUUCAUCCACAUCGUCUGUAAGCCUGAUCUCUAGUAUUUCUCUACCAAGUAGUUAUUCAGCUUCUAGCGAACAAAUAUUUCACAGCUCCAUCGUUAGUUCAAACGGUCAAGCAUUAACAAGUUUUUCUUCGACCAAAGUCAGUUCCUCAGAAUCUUCUGAAUCACAUAGAACAUCGCCCACUACAUCCAGUGAAUCAGGCAUCAAAUCUUCAGGCGUUGAAAUCGAAUCUACAAGUACCUCUUCUUUCAGCUUUCACGAAACUUCUACAGCCUCCACCUCCGUUCAAAUAUCUUCUCAGUUUGUGACUCCAUCCUCCCCUAUUUCCACAGUUGCCCCUCGUUCUACAGGGCUCAAUAGUCAAACUGAAAGUACAAAUUCUUCCAAGGAAACCAUGUCGUCUGAAAAUAGCGCCAGCGUUAUGCCUUCUUCAUCAGCUACAUCUCCCAAAACAGGCAAAGUUACCAGUGAUGAAACUUCUUCCGGAUUUUCUCGUGAUCGCACCACUGUGUAUAGGAUGACUUCAGAAACACCCUCCACAAAUGAACAAACAACUUUGAUUACUGUAAGUUCUUGUGAAUCAAAUAGCUGCUCAAACACAGUCUCAAGUGCUGUAGUUUCCACGGCCACCACUACCAUCAAUGGGAUUACCACUGAAUAUACUACAUGGUGCCCUCUUUCUGCUACGGAAUUAACAACGGUAAGUAAAUUAGAGUCAGAAGAAAAAACCACCCUAAUUACGGUUACUUCUUGUGAGUCUGGUGUCUGUUCCGAAACUGCUUCACCUGCUAUCGUUUCGACAGCCACUGCUACCGUCAAUGAUGUCGUUACAGUUUAUUCCACAUGGAGCCCACAGGCUACAAAUAAACUAGCGGUUAGUUCUGACAUCGAAAAUAGUGCCAGUAAGGCUUCAUUCGUUUCAGAGGCUGCUGAGACAAAAUCCAUAAGCAGAAACAACAAUUUUGUUCCAACUUCUGGGACUACUUCUAUUGAAACACAUACAACCACUACAAGCAACGCGUCUGAAAAUAGCGACAAUGUUUCUGCUUCUGAGGCUGUCAGUAGCAAAAGUGUCACAAAUCCCGUGUUGAUUAGUGUAUCUCAACAGCCUCGUGGCACACCAGCAAGUAGUAUGAUAGGAUCUAGUACAGCCUCUUUAGAGAUGUCAAGCUACCUCGGCAUUGCAAAUCAUCUACUAACCAAUAGUGGUAUUAGUAUUUUCAUUGCCUCCCUAUUACUGGCAAUCGUUUAA
This is a messenger RNA of Saccharomyces cerevisiae S288C, 3510 nucleotides long. It is a transcript of the gene FLO10, whose product is annotated as Flo10p. The record is from RefSeq and is marked reviewed. Gene Ontology annotation, cellular component: membrane. The transcript has a single exon. The coding region runs from base 1 to 3510 and encodes 1169 amino acids. Lineage: Eukaryota; Fungi; Ascomycota; Saccharomycetes; Saccharomycetales; Saccharomycetaceae.